AUGUUCGAUGUGGUAGCAGCGCCAGGAAGAAUCGUCGACGAAAGAUGGAAAGCGAGACCACGUGAUGGGCAAGGUCUAGGGCAAGCAGUUUUUGGCAUUACUUGUUGCCAAACAAGACUUCCUUAUUAUCUUAAGAGUUAUAGCAUGGAUCUCACCGGCUUGGAAAGGCAGGGUGGGGAUGAAGCUUGUGGGUCUGCCUACUUGGUGGACAAGAAGUCCUAUGAUGAGGGAAGGUUUUCUGGCAAAUCUGUUGCCGGGGACAACACUUACAUCCCCAUAUCACUGCUGUGGACUUUGUCAGAGCGUGAGUUCAGUCGAAUAAAGUGUUGUUCGAUGGGGUUUAAUCUCAAAGCUGAUACGGGUAAUGGUGGUUCAAUCAAGUCGUGGAAAUGCAUUUUUCCAAUGGGCAAUAAAGGAAGUCCUUAUUUAGUUGAUGGAUGCUACGGACACAUUUUCUUAUAUGACGUGCUUUUAGAUGAUGAAAAAUGUGCAAGGUGCACAGAGGACGGAGGUGCGUGUGAAUACUAUCAUGUAUAUGAUGAUUAUGACAGGAUUAGCGAAUACGAGUUCGUUUGUUCUCACGUCAUGAACGGUAAUCGAACACAUUCUAAACCCACGUUAUCCAUUGGUGGUAUUCUAGGUAUUAGCAUAAGCAUCGGUGUACUUGUUCUUCUGGCGAUCAGCUAUGCCUCGUACAAGGUGAUCAACGAAGCAAUAGCCAAGAGACGCAGAAUGAGAUAUUUUAAACGGAAUGGGGGCCAACUACUAGAACAACAAGAAAAAUCCGACCCAUCCUCAAUUGGCAAAACUAUGCUUUUCUCUUUACGUGAAUUAGAGAAAGCCACUGACUGCUUCAGUGAGAAGAGAAUUCUUGGUAUGGGAGGCCAAGGUACAGUUUACAAAGGGAUGCUACUUGAUGGAAGAACCGUAGCUGUUAAGAAAUCAGAAAGAGUUGUUGAAAGCCAAAAAGAAAAAUUAAUCAAUAAACAAUUUAUCAAUGAGGUGGUCAUUUUAUCCCAAGUCAUUCAUCCAAAUGUGGUCAAGCUAUUGGGAUGCUGCCUGGAGACCAAGGUUCCUUUACUUGUUUCAGAAUUCGUUUCAAAUGGAACCUUAUACGACCGCAUUCACAAAGAAGCCAAUGAAUUUCCACUUUCAUUGAAAAUGAGAAUACAAAUCGCUACUGAAGUUGCAAGAGCACUUGCGCACUUGCAUUCAGGAUCAGGAACGUCCAUCCCGAUAUACCACAGAGAUGUUAAAACCAGCAAUAUACUUUUAGAUGAUAACAACAUGGCCAAAAUUUCCGACUUUGGAACCUCAAGGAAUAUAUCACCGGAUAAGACUCAUUUGACUACUAUGGUCAUUGGUACCGUUGGCUACCUUGACCCAGAGUACUUGCAAACCGAGCACUUUAAUGAAAAGUGUGAUGCAUACAGCUUCGGAGUUGUUUUGGUUGAACUCUUAACCGGGGAAAAAUCAAUGUUCCAAACUACAUCCGGUCAAAAAAUGCAGUUGGCUACGCACUUCAUUUCAGCUAUGGAAGAAGGAUGUGUGAUCUCGAUUUUUGAUAAAAUGGUCAUUAACGAGGGUACUACGGAUGAACUAUUGGCACUAGCUAACCUUGCUAUGCGAUGCUUGUGCAUAAAGGGGAAAGAUAGGCCCACAAUGAUGGAAGUUGAACACGAAUUAGAAUCCAUAAGGACAUCACACUUUCCAUCUACGGUUCAAGCUAAUAUAGACGGCGUGAUGGGCAAGGGCAAGCAGGUAUUAACGAUGCCAACUACUGCUGAAUCAUCAUCAACACCAUUCAAGAGUUUUAAUGAACCCAGUACUAGUCAAUGAUCGAUACCAAAAGAUUUAUCGUUAGUCAUAUUUAAUCCUUUAUUUUAUUGUAUCCUAUGAACACAAUCUUGGGUAUAACAAAUAUUUUAUUCUGAU
Molecule: messenger RNA, 1935 nt
Organism: Lactuca saligna
Lineage: Eukaryota; Viridiplantae; Streptophyta; Magnoliopsida; Asterales; Asteraceae
Source: the annotation of a GenBank genome assembly